This is a messenger RNA of Chenopodium quinoa (quinoa), 2037 nucleotides long. RefSeq lists its product as uncharacterized. NCBI's taxonomy places the organism in Eukaryota, Viridiplantae, Streptophyta, Magnoliopsida, Caryophyllales, Amaranthaceae. The record is from RefSeq and is a predicted model, not a curated record. Bases 1 to 2037 code for a protein of 678 amino acids. The transcript is spliced from 3 exons.
AUGGCUGUCAUGGGGAACACCCAACCCCCACCCCAUCGUGUGAAUGGUAAGUGGAUUAUCGACACCGGAUGUUCUCAUCAUGUCACCGGAAAUCUUUCAUGCUUGACCGAUGUGCGUGAAGUGUCUCCUUGUAAUGUGGGCCUUCCGGAUGGACAGAAUGUUAUUGCCAUGAAGGAGGGAGUUGUCAAACUCACUGACAAAAUCACUCUUUCUAAUGGAUGGUAUUUAUAUGACUUGGAUAAAAAGAAGUUCUUUGUCUCAAGGGAUGUUCGUUUCUUUGAGGAUGUGCAUCCAUACUUGGAUGCCGACGGUACAAAUAUUGAUGUUUCAACACCUAACAUGGAUGCUAGUGUUGACUCGGGAGGGGACUUGGAUGCUACAUACAUACUCGAUGAAGACCAAGCCACCCUCGACGACCAAAGGCGGCAGCAGCCGCCUGUGGUUACGGUGCCGCCACAGCCGGCUGUGGCUGUUCCAACCCCCAAAGCUACGGUCCAAGAGGAUCCGAUAGCAACAACCACGACCCUUGAUGACAUGGGGCGUGGUCAUCGACAAAAAUUUGUGUCGACUAAACUCAAAGGAUUUGUGACUCAUGCUCAGGUUACCCGAAAUAGUCCAUCUUCUUCACCUGCUCCAGUUGCUCCACCUCCCUCAGGUAUGCCGUAUCCUAUAGCACAUUAUGUUAGUUGUGAUAAGUUUUCUGCGAAACAUCAAAAUUUUGUUGCAGCUAUAACAGCAGGUAAAGAGCCUCGUUCCUUCAAAGAGGCAAUGUGUGAUGAAGAUUGGAAGCAAGCAAUGAGGGAAGAAAUGAAUGUUCUUGAAAGCAAUGGCACGUGGACUUUGGAAAAUUUGCCUCCCGGGAAGAAGGCCCUUGGUAGUCAAUGGUUGUACAAAAUUAGCAUUGAGCGUUUAAAAGCUCGAUUGGUUGUCUUUGGUAAUCAUCAAAACGAAGGUAUUGAUUAUGAUGAAACAUUUGCUCUCGUGGUCAAGAUGACGACUGUUCGUGCUUUCCUAGCUAUAGCUGCUUCGAAAAAUUGGGAACUACAUCAAAUGGAUGUGCAUAAUGCUUUCCUUCAUGGUGAUUUGACUGAGGAAUUUUAUAUGAAACUCCCACCAGGUUUUACUACAGAUGAACCGGGUCUUGUUUGUCGCCUUCGCAAGUCUCUAUAUGGUCUCAAACAAGCUCCGCGGUGUUGGUUUGCCAAGCUCACUACCGCUUUGAAAAAAUAUGGUUUUGUACAAUCAUACCCGGAUUACUCUCUCUUUACAUAUACCAAAGGGUUUAUUCAACUCAACGUUCUUGUUUAUGUUGAUGAUUUAAUUGUGUCCGGCAAUAAUUCAAAUGCUAUAAAAUUGUUCAAGCAUUAUUUGAGCACUUGUUUUCACAUGAAGGAUUUGGGUGUACUAAAAUAUUUUCUUGGCAUUGAAGUGGCUAGGAGUAGUAAAGGGCUAUUUUUAUGUCAACGCAAGUAUGCCCUUGACAUCAUAUCAGAGACGGGUCUUCUUGGGGCCAAGCCUGCUCACACGCCAAUGGAGCAAAAUCAUAGAUUGGCGCAUGCUAAAGGGCCUCUACUGACAGAUCUGGGUGCCUAUCGACGCCUUGUUGGGCGCUUGGUUUAUUUGGGUGUCACUCGACCCGACUUGACUUAUUCGGUCCAUGUAUUAUCUCAAUUCAUGAAGGCUCCUCAACAAGAGCAUUGGGAUGCCGCUUUAAGGGUGGUUCGAUAUCUUAAGUGUACUCCAAGUCAAGGCUUACUUCUAAGCUUGGGGAUCCAACAUUCCCGAGCAGUCCCUAUUUAUUGUGACAGUCAAGCAACAAUACACAUUGCUCAAAAUCCCGUGUUCCACGAACGCACAAAACAUAUUGAAGUGGAUUGCCACUUUGUUAGAGAUGCCGUGCAAGAAGGACUUAUUGCUACUACUCAUGUUCGCACCAAUGAACAAUUGGCUGACAUAUUUACGAAAGCCUUGGCUCGUCCUCAAUUUGACUACCUUCUUAGCAAGUUGGGCACAUUCGAUCCUAGUGCUCCAACUUGA